Messenger RNA from Dromiciops gliroides (monito del monte), 3027 nucleotides. RefSeq names its product CTD small phosphatase 1 (gene CTDSP1). The coding region runs from base 136 to 918 and encodes 260 amino acids. NCBI's taxonomy places the organism in Eukaryota, Metazoa, Chordata, Mammalia, Microbiotheria, Microbiotheriidae. The record is from RefSeq and is a predicted model, not a curated record. Gene Ontology annotation, molecular function: RNA polymerase II CTD heptapeptide repeat phosphatase activity. The transcript is spliced from 7 exons.
CCCCUCCCUCCCCCCCGUUUUUUCUCCCUCCCUCCCUCUCCCCUCCCCCCCCCGCGCCCCCAUUCCGGCCCGAGCUGGGGGGGGGCCGGGCGCCGGGCGCCGGGGGCAGAGUCCGGCCCGAGCCCGCCUGGCCCCAUGGACAGCUCGGCCGUCAUCACUCAGAUUAGCAAAGAAGAGGCGCGGAGUCCGCUACGGGGAAGAGGUGAUCAGCCAUCAUCGCCUUCAAAGAAGCCCCGGAGCAGGGGAAUCUUCCAUUCCCUGUUUUGCUGCGUGUGUCAUGAGGACCCUGAGCCUUUGCCCAUUAACAAUAAUGCCCCUCUGCUGGUGGAGGAGAACGGCACUGUUCCCAAGGCACCGGCUAAAUAUCUGCUUCCCGAAGCCAAAGCCCAGGACUUGGGCAAAAUCUGUGUAGUCAUCGACCUGGAUGAGACCUUGGUGCACAGUUCAUUUAAGCCCGUGAACAACGCAGACUUCAUCAUCCCUGUGGAAAUUGAUGGAAUGGUUCACCAGGUCUAUGUGCUGAAGCGGCCCCAUGUGGAUGAGUUCCUGAAGCGGAUGGGGGAGUUGUUUGAGUGUGUGCUGUUCACGGCCAGCCUGGCCAAGUACGCAGACCCCGUUGCUGACCUGCUGGACAAGUGGGGUUCUUUCCGGGCCCGGCUCUUCCGAGAGUCCUGUGUCUUCCACCGAGGGAAUUAUGUCAAAGACCUGAGCCGCCUGGGCCGGGACCUCCGGAGGGUGCUCAUCUUGGACAACUCUCCAGCAUCUUACGUCUUCCAUCCAGACAAUGCUGUACCGGUGGCCUCAUGGUUUGACAACAUGGGCGACACGGAGCUUCAGGACCUCCUUCCUUUCUUCGAACGGCUCAGCCGCGUUGACGAUGUCUACUCGGUGCUCAAACAACGUCGGACUGAGAGCUAGUGGGAGCUGGGGCUGGCGCCUCUUCCUGGCCUCCCGCUCCUAGGCCACCCUGCUUGGCUCACAGAGCUGUCUGGCCAGGCACUCGCCUCCCCUGAGCCCAGACCUCAGCAUCAUGGAAGCCAAUCUCCCCCCUUCACACCUGAACUUCCGGUCACCCUCUUCUUUCUUCCUCUUCUUUUUUUAAAGAAACAAAUCAAUUUUUAAAUUCAGUGCCAUGGGGAAGGACUCUAUCCCCUUACCACUGCCACCAGCCGGCCCAGGCCACUUCGCCAGCCCCAGAAUGGAUAAGAGUGAUCGGAGAGACAAAGGGGCAGCAAGACCGAAGAUGGCUUCAGGCUUCCCCUCCUCUGUCCGACUCCCGGCACAUCUGGCUGGGUUCUUCAGUACCAAGCAUCAGUGCCUUAGAUACCCUCCUGCCCCAGAAAAGGGAUUUUGGAUGGGGGUGGGGUUUAAGGUUGGAGGAGGGAACCCCCAACCCUUCUCCUUCUUUUUCCUCUCUUCUAGUGUUGCUGAAUUUCUCUGCUGCCAAAUUUGGGGACCCUUCUUAGGAAGGUGGGGAAGGGGAGGAGAGGGGAAUGGUUCUCAGUGUUUCAAUCUCUGUGACCCAGUGCCUCAACCCCCUGAACUGCCCGCUCCCACCCCAACCCCAGCCUGGCCUCUCGGUAGGCAAGGUUGGAUUUUACAAAGUGCCUUGUUCAGAACCCCUUCUCCCCAGAGGUUUGGGGUGGUCAGGAAAAAUAUAGGAGAUUUCCCCAAAGCAGGUUUCUCCCUAAAAUCAGUCCAGUAGGGAAGGAAGGGAGGGGAGGUUUGACUCUGUCCCUCUGGGGCAACUCCCACAUCUUCCCUCUGAAAUGGAUUCUUUUCUCUUUCAAUUAGUGCCUUUUUAAAAGGGGAGGGUAACAGUUACAGAUGGGGAAACUGAGGCAUGUCAAAGAAGGGCCUACUGCUCUAGACUUGAGAAAGACCCACAAAUACUACCCCUGACCCAUAGGGUCUGCAGGGAGGGGGGCAAGGGGGCAAAUCUGGGAAUCCCCUCGGUAAUGUAACUUUAGCAGGCCUGGGAGGUCCAUCUUGCCCCAGCUCUUUCUGCCUUCCUUGCACCAACACACACACACACACACACCAUCACGCCUGCCUUAAUCAUCAUUGCCCCAGGCCAAAUGAAGCAGCCAUUUGGGUGUGACUAGCCCUUUCAGGGAGGAGGGAGAAGGGGCUGGGGACCAGGGCUCCCAGCCCCCACUGUACCAUAUAAAUAUGUAUAUGUGUAUAUAGAUUUUUAGAGGAAGGGGCAGGGAGGAUGAAAGGGUGGGAAGUCACUCCUUAUCCCUCUUCUAGGCCCAGGACCCAAGGGGUAAAGGAGGGGGGGGGGAUGGGAAAGGAUUUUUACAUUUUUUAAAUUGCUAUUUUCUGAAAGGAGCCAGUGAGUCUUGGAGAUGCCAGUCUCUCAUCGCCCUGCUCCACUCCUACUCCGGCCCCACCAGUCCUGGAACUAAAUCCCCAUACUCCCUGGUGGAUAAUUUGGCUGAAAGGUUUGGUUGCAGCCCCCAAGUGGGGUGGAGUUGAGGGCAUCUGGGAUCUCCGGAGCAGUUCCUCCCUGAGCUCAGUGCAAUUCAAUGCCUGCUUCUCUCUCUCCACUUUCCAUCUGCCCCCUGCUUGGGGUCUGGCUUAAGGUGACUAUGAGAAUCCCCCUUCUACCCAGAGGUGAUCUCUCACUCUCCCAGCAGACUCCUGGUCCCAGUGUUACCCCACGGGGCUAUUAAGAUGUCAAGAGUUCUGGUGGCCAGACCAGACUCCUAGCGCCAACCCAAGCCAUACAGGCUCAUUGGGGUGAGCUCCCACAAAACCCAGAGCCUGUGCCCCCUCCCUCCCACCCAGAUGCCCUUGGUUGGAAGGUAGACCCAAGGGUUGGCCCACUGGCCUCUUCCAGUGCCAAGGGGGAGUCAGGGUGACAAUACAUAUCAGAGUGUUUUCUUAUUCCUCUUAAACAAAGUGUAGAGGGAAGAUUGGGCAGGGUUGGUGUAAAAUACAGCCUCAUAUAAGUGCCUUUUGUGGGACCCUGAUAUGAUGGGAGUUCCUUGAGUGAUAAAGAGAAAACCAGACCCCUCUCAA